This is a messenger RNA of Salvia splendens (bonfire salvia), 636 nucleotides long. RefSeq lists its product as uncharacterized. The coding region runs from base 1 to 636 and encodes 211 amino acids. Lineage: Eukaryota; Viridiplantae; Streptophyta; Magnoliopsida; Lamiales; Lamiaceae. The transcript has a single exon. The record is from RefSeq and is a predicted model, not a curated record.
AUGACCGACGACGACAAACCCAAAACCUCAAACGACAACAAGCUGAUGGUCAGCAAAAAUGUGACUAUCGCCGUAAAGCUCAACGGAACAAACUAUUCGGUAUGGGCACGGCUGAUGAAGAUCCAGAUUGGGAGUAGGAGGGUACUCCGCCACAUCAACGGCAAUCCGCCACCACCCGAACCAGGGGCGGCCGACUACACGGAGUGGGAGGAGACGGAUCUAAUUGUCUUCUCGUGGAUCCUAGACAACAUCGAGACCGACAUCGUCAUCGAUUUUGCUCAUCACCAAACGACAGAGGCUCUAUGGAAGAGUCUAGCCGUGACUUUCGAAGGUACAUCCGAUCCGUUCCUACUGUUCGACCUAGAAGAAAAGGCAGAGAACGUUAAACAAGGGGAACUAAGUCUCGAAACAUAUUGGCGGCACUUACACGGGACAUGGAUUGACGUGGACCGGUGUCAAGAAAAACGGGUCACCUGCUGUGACAAAGGAGUAGGGCAGUUCCGGAAGUACAUCGAGACGCGCCGGCUAUUCAAAUUUCUGACCGGCCUCAAUCCAAAAUACGAUCAAAUGAAACGAGAAGUCCUCAAGGAGCGACCAUGGCCCUCAGCGGUAGUUGCAUACGGUUGGAUAAAGUGA